AACUGUUGACAACAGAGCCAAAGAAGAAGAGACAGAAGAGGCAAUGGCGGUAUGGACAGAGAUAUGGCUGCGAAAUUAUUUAUCCAACGUUACAUUAGGAUGUUGCCGUAUCUGUUGAAAGGCAUCCCCUUUAUGAGUUAGUAGUAUACCUCAGUCAGAUCAGAGGAAUCUUCCUCUUUGUUUGUGUCGUUUUGUUGCAGUCACAUCAGUGUGUUAGAACAGACAGCUGGAGCUGAACGAGCAAACAUCUCAUUGUUGAGCUCUGUAUCAUCCUUCAUUUCUUGGUCGUUUUUUAAACUGUAACGAUGCCACUGGGUUUGAAGCCGUGCUGUGCUGUCUGCAAGACGAACUCUUCGUCUAUGUGGAAAAAGGGAAACCAGGGAGAGAUCCUCUGUAACAACUGCACAGGAAAGAGCAGCGGCGGCAGUGCAUCAGGACCCUCCAUGUCCUCCAGCACUCAGCCCAGCAAUGGCGGAGGGAAGCAGUCUAAGCAGGAGAUCCACAGGAGGUCAGCACGCCUGAGAAGCACCAAGUACAAAGCUCCUGCGUCUGAGAAGAAGGUGUCCACAAAAGGAAAAGGGAGAAGACACAUUUUCAAGCUAAAAAAUCCAAUCAAAGCACCAGAAUCUGUUGCAACAAUCAUCACGUCAGAAUCUGUCUUCUAUAAGGGUGUGUAUUACCAGACUGGAGAUGUGAUCAAGGUAACAGAUGAGGAUGACGGGAAGCCAUACUACGCUCAGAUUCGAGGCUUCGUGCAGGACCAGUACUGUGAAAAAAGUGCUGCUCUGACCUGGUUAAUCCCCACCCAGGCCAGCCCAAAGGACCUGUUUGAUCCUGGGACAUACAUAGUUGGUCCAGAAGAGGAUCUGCCCAGAAAAAUGGAGUACCUAGAGUUUGUGUGCCAUGCCCCCUCUGAGUAUUUCAAGUCCCGGAGCUCUCCGUUUCCAACCAUCCCCAUACGACCAGAAAAGGGCUACAUCUGGACCCACAUAGGACCCGCUCCCGCCCUCGCUGUCAAAGAGCCUGCCAGCAGCAGCAGUUAACAUAACGUGAUAUGGACUAAGCCUGUUGCUCUUAAAUGGACAUUUGUACAUUGAUGUAAUAUAAUGAAAACAAACAUGGCUGUGGACACAACCAUUACUUCAGAUUGAAGACAAAGGAAACCAUGUGUAAUAACAAAAACCUACCGCUGCAACAUUGAUAGUAACUUUUGUAUGUUGUAAUAAACAAGAAAGUUGUUUUUGUUUACUA
Notolabrus celidotus (New Zealand spotty) is the source of this 1251-nucleotide messenger RNA. RefSeq names its product GATA zinc finger domain containing 1 (gene gatad1). Gene Ontology annotation, cellular component: nucleus. The coding region runs from base 306 to 1043 and encodes 245 amino acids. Gene Ontology annotation, biological process: regulation of DNA-templated transcription; chromatin organization. Gene Ontology annotation, molecular function: sequence-specific DNA binding; zinc ion binding. The transcript has 5 exons. The record is from RefSeq and is a predicted model, not a curated record. Lineage: Eukaryota; Metazoa; Chordata; Actinopteri; Labriformes; Labridae.